AUGAUCCACCACCAACAGAUACAGCAGCGCUGCAUCGAGGAGGCCCCAAAUGCUGUCCCCAACCGUGCACCCCAUACUGUCGAUCCUAUUGUUGAGGAGCGCAUCUCUCGCCUUCUACAGCAGAUGCGCCAGAAUGCCGUCGCCGCCGCUGAGGAUUCACCCUCUCCUUCGUCUAUCCUUUCUCAUAUGGCCAAGGCCCGCAAGGAUGAAGGCAAUAUGGAUGAGGAUGAGAGUCUCCUCACUAGUGAGGAGGGCAGGAGGUUGAGCAGCAAGUAA
Molecule: messenger RNA, 276 nt
Organism: Penicillium cosmopolitanum
Lineage: Eukaryota; Fungi; Ascomycota; Eurotiomycetes; Eurotiales; Aspergillaceae
Exons: 1
Coding region: 1-276 (91 amino acids)
Source: RefSeq, a predicted model, not a curated record